Molecule: messenger RNA, 1893 nt
Organism: Salvia hispanica
Lineage: Eukaryota; Viridiplantae; Streptophyta; Magnoliopsida; Lamiales; Lamiaceae
Source: RefSeq, a predicted model, not a curated record
AUGUGUACUGCCCGCGCUGUUGGUUUUGAUACGCGCAAACAAGGAAUGAGGAAGGUGGACAAUGUUACUACUUGGUAUUCUGUCGUAUGCAAUAAGGAGGGCGGCAAGAGGUCGAACGAGGAAGACAAAGUGAAUGCACGAUCUGGUUUUACUAUUAAACGCAGAUGGCUGUCCAAGCGAUGUGGUUGUAAAGCAAGUAUAUCCUUCAAGUUCUUUUCCGAAGCAGGAAUACCGGGAUAUAUUAUUCAGGAGUUCAACGAGGUUCACAACCAUUAUAUGGUGGAGUCAGAGCAUCAGCAGUUUAUGACACUUAACCGGAAGUUAGAUGACGUACAUCACAAAUUCAUUCUUGACUGUUCCAAGGCUAAUAUAGGCCCCACACUUACCUUUAAGGUAUUGAAGGAAAUUCUCGGUGGGUUUGAACUUGUCCGUUGCAAUGUCGGGGAUAUCAGGAACACUUCGCGAGACAUCAAAGCAUACGCAAACGGUUGUGACGUGCAGAUGGUGUUGGACGACAUGGCGAAGAAGAAGGAGCUGUCCGAUGCGUUCACAUAUCACUACGAAGUUAAUGCUGCUAACCAGUUGGUUGCCCUUUUUUGGUGCGAUGGUUUGAUGAAGAGGAACUACCAUAUGUUUGGUGAUAUAGUGGCGUUUGACUCCACUUACAACACAAACAGAAUUAAUGAUGCUAAUGCUGCGUACCCUUGUGUGCAACGCAUGAUAUUGCAUGAUCUUCACACCUUUCACGGGAAAGGACAAUCAUGGGAAACCUCACCCAAAAUGAUUGUAACCGAUCAAGACUUGGGCAUGGGAUCAGCUAUUCAAGAGGUUCUUGUAGGCACUCGACACCGAUGGUGUAUGUGGCAUAUAAUGCACAAGUUGGCUUCCAAGGUUCCAGGCAGGUUGCUUAGGGACGAAGAUUUCAAGAAGGAAUUCAAUGCAUGCGUUUGGUCGGACUUGCUUGAACCCGAUGAAUUUGAAGAGGAGUGGAAUGGAGUGAUUGAGCGUUAUGAGCUGGAAAACGUUGAUUGGUUCAACACAUCAUACGAGUAUAGACAGAUGUGGAUACCGGCGUACUUCAGAGAUUUCUCACCCGGUUCGAUGAUUAGGACUACAUCCAUAUUUGAAUCUGAAAACAACUUCUACAAAAAUUUUAUGAAGCCCCGAGCGAACCUUGUCGAAUUAUACUUGUAUUUCAACAAUGCUCUGGGAUUUCAGCGGAACGCUAGAACAAUGCUGGACUACAACGAUGCUACUGCCGUGCCCAUACUGGCCACUAAGUUGGCAUUCGAGAAACAUGCUGCGACGAUUUACACAGACAGUAUGUUCAGGAAAAUACAAGAAGAAAUUGUUGAUGGUAAUGACAGAUGCCGUGUACUUGGUUUUUCAUCAACAAAUAUGGUUGACACCUACAAGCUUGGGGAUAGCCGACGGAAUUCGUAUUCUAUACAAGGUCCACCGUUGACGAUAGGCAGACUGUAUCAAAUCAAGGGAUAUCGCUUGUUCUACGGUUUUAUUCGACGGUUCGAGACGGACAUUGACGUGCUUCGUGCAUUCGUAGGUGGUUUGGAAGAACUUGGUAAUUCUCUUCAAGCUGGAACUCCUCCAACGUCGGCCUUUGAAAAGAGGCGCAUGAUUGAAGAGUUUUAUGGAAUGCCAAGGCGUGAAGUAGUAGAGGUCCAUCCUCCGGAUGUUGUAAAGACCAAGGGUCAUGCUAGCAGCUCCGCGAGCCGACUGAUUUCAAAGAGAGAAAAGGCUAUAAAGGAGGCUACUAGGCCUCUUAGACGUUGUAAGGCGUGCGAUGAGUUGGGCCAUCAAGACUCUAGAAACUGUCCCAUGCUAAAAGAGAUGGCCAAGGAGAAAGAGCUUAGUAAAGGCAAGAGGAAAUUUUGA